AUGAGGCUGAAGGAGGAAGUGAGCCCUCUGCUGCUGCUGGUGAUCCGCUCAGUGGUGUGGGUGUACGGCUUCCUCAGCUACCUGCCCUGGUACCUGCUCUCCCGCCCGGAGCGUGGCGCUCCGUCCCCGCGCCGCCAGGCCCUGUCCACCGGCGGACAUCCCGCCGGGCCUUACCGCGCGGUCGCAAGCCUGCAGGGGCUGGCCUGCGUGCUCUACCCAGAGUGCACCACGCUGGACCGCGUGUUCAGCCAUGCCCGCGAGCGUUUCCCCCAGCGAGACUGCCUGGGCACCCGCCAGGUCCUGAGAGAAGAGGACGAGAGCCAGCCCAACGGCAAGGUCUUCAAGAAGGUGAUCCUGGGGCAGUACGUGUGGCUGUCGUAUGAAGAGGUGUUCCAGGCCGCACAGCGGCUGGGCAGGGGGCUGGCAGCUCUGGGGCAGAAACCGCGACACAACAUCGCCAUCUUCUGUGAGACACGAGCAGAGUGGUUCAUCACCGCACAGGCCUGCUUUAUGCACAGCUUCCCACUGGUCACUCUCUACGCCACUCUUGGGGGGCCAGCAAUUGCUCACGGGCUGAAUCAGACUGAGGUCACUCACAUCGUCACCAGCCAGGACCUGCUCCAGACCAGGCUUAAGGAUAUCCUGUUGGAGGUCCCUCGACUGCAGCACAUCAUUGUUGUGGAUGGGAGGUCCGGUCCAGAGGAGGGGUUCCCCCGGAGGAUUCAUGUGCACAACAUGGCAACUGUGCAGGAGCUGGGCACCGAGCCUGAGAAGUUGACAUCACCGCGCUCACAGCCCCUCCCCUCGGACAUCGCGGUCAUCAUGUACACCAGCGGCUCCACGGGCGUGCCCAAGGGCGUGAUGGUCUCCCAUAGCAACAUCAUCGCCGGGAUCACCGGCAUGGCCGAGAGGAUCCCAGGGCUGUGUGAGGAGGACACCUACAUUGGGUACCUGCCCCUGGCCCAUGUGCUGGAGCUGAGCGCGGAGCUGGUGUGUGUGUCGCACGGCUGCCGUGUCGGAUACUCCUCCCCACACACACUGGCUGACCAGUCGUCUAAGAUCAAGCGGGGCUGUAGAGGAGACAGCACGGUGCUGCAGCCCACCCUCAUGGCCGCAGUUCCGGAGAUAAUGGACCGCAUCUAUAAGAAUGUGAUGCAGAAGCUGGAGGAGAUGAGCAGUGUGCAGAGGACCAUGUUCACUCUGGCCUACAACUACAAGAUGGAGCAGAUCUGCCAGGGCAACAGCACACCUCUCUGUGAUGGGCUGCUGUUUGGGAAGGUGCGGUCCCUGCUGGGGGGUCGGACGCGGGUGCUGCUGUCAGGGGGGGCUCCUCUCUCCGCAGCCACGCAGCGCUUCAUGAACAUCUGCUUCUGCUGCCCCGUGGGGCAGGGCUACGGGCUGACGGAGACGUGCGGGGCAGGCACCAUCAGCCAGAUGUGGGACUACAGCACAGGCCGAGUGGGGGCCCCUCUGGUCUGCUCCGAAAUCACCCUGAAGGACUGGGAGGAGGCGGGCUAUCGUAGCACAGACAAGCCCAACCCCAGGGGGGAGAUCCUGAUUGGAGGACCCAACGUCACCAUGGGAUACUACAAGAAUGAGGCCAUGAGCCAGCGGGACUUCUUCGUGGACGGGAACGGCCAGCGGUGGUUCUGCACGGGCGACAUCGGCGAGGUGCUCCCAGAUGGCUGCCUAAAAAUUAUCGACCGGAAGAAGGACCUGGUGAAGCUGCAGGCGGGGGAGUAUGUGUCGCUGGGGAAGGUGGAGGCUGCACUCAAGAGCUGUCCCCUGGUGGACAACAUCUGCGCCUAUGCCAACAGUGAUGAGUCUUAUGUGAUUGGCUUCGUGGUGCCCAAUCAGAAGCAGCUCCUGGCGCUGGCAGAGCAGCAUGGGGUGAGGGGGUCGUGGGAGGAGCUGUGUAACAGCGCAGAGAUGGAGGCCCAGGUGCUGCGGGCCCUCACAGAGGCGGCCGCCACAGCUAGGCUGGAGCGGUUUGAGGUCCCGCAGAAGAUCUGCCUGAGUGCGGAGCCCUGGACCCCAGAGACAGGCCUGGUCACCGACGCCUUCAAGCUCAAACGCAAGGAGCUCCAGACGCACUACCUCCCCGACAUCCAGAGACUGUACGCGGGGAAGUAGGCCCGCGGGUCUCACCACCCACCCCAAACCCCACACACCACCCCACCCA
Molecule: messenger RNA, 2182 nt
Organism: Conger conger (European conger)
Lineage: Eukaryota; Metazoa; Chordata; Actinopteri; Anguilliformes; Congridae
Gene: acsl3a
Product: acyl-CoA synthetase long chain family member 3a
Exons: 14
Coding region: 1-2133 (710 amino acids)
Biological process (GO): long-chain fatty acid metabolic process; neuron differentiation; long-chain fatty-acyl-CoA metabolic process
Cellular component (GO): plasma membrane; lipid droplet; endoplasmic reticulum
Molecular function (GO): long-chain fatty acid-CoA ligase activity
Source: RefSeq, a predicted model, not a curated record